UGCGAAGAAGCAAUCAUUCCUCGCUUUUUCCUGCUUAACUAUCCUCUCAAUAUAUCUCCACGGCGAUGGGGAGCGGCUGGAAGCUGGAGGGAAAGGUAGUGAUGGUCACCGGCGCCUCCUCCGGCAUUGGCCGCGACCUCUGUCUCAGCCUUGCCAGCGCAGGCUGUCGCGUCGUGGCGGCCGCGCGGCGAGCCGACCGCCUCAAGACCCUCUGCGAGGAUAUCACCGCGUUACGACCAGGAAACCCGACUGCCGCCGCGGCGGUAGUUCUGGAUAUUAGCGGCGGGGAGGCGGUCGUCGCGGCCGCUGUGCGCAGGGCGUGGGACGCGUUCGGGCGGAUCGAUGGGUUGGUCAACAACGCCGGAAUUCGAGGAGGUGUGCAUGCAUCGCUAGAUUGGCCAAAGGAGGAAUGGGACGACAUCAUCAGAACCAAUCUGACUGGAACAUGGUUAGUUUCCAAACACGUGUGCAGGCUGAUGCGCGACGCCAAGGUCAACGGAUCCGUCAUCAACGUUUCAUCCAUUGCCGGACUCCUUGGCUCUCGCACUCCGGGAGCGAUCGCUUACGAUGCUUCCAAAACAGCAGUUCAUGCACUCACUCAGGCAAUGGCAUUGGACGUGGGUGCUUAUAAUAUUCGAGUGAAUGCGAUCGCGCCUGGACUGUUCAAAUCGGAGAUAACAGCUUCCCUAAUGGAGAUGCCAUGGCUUAGUGCAUUGACAAAGAAAUUAGUUCCAUUGAAAACACUCGGCACCACAGAUCCAGCAAUAACCAUGCUCGUGCAAUAUCUGCUUCACGAUUCGUCCGAGUACAUCUCGGCCAAUGUUUUCAUCGUCGAUGCAGGGACCAGUCUCACAGGGGUCCCUCUCUAUUCCUCGCUCUAAUUAAUACUCCAUAGUCGAUAUGCUAUGCAUGAUAUGCUUGCCAAUAUUCGUCCCUCUUCUUCUCCUCCUC
Messenger RNA from Zingiber officinale, 951 nucleotides. RefSeq names its product 3-oxoacyl-[acyl-carrier-protein] reductase FabG-like. The transcript is spliced from 3 exons. NCBI's taxonomy places the organism in Eukaryota, Viridiplantae, Streptophyta, Magnoliopsida, Zingiberales, Zingiberaceae. Bases 66 to 881 code for a protein of 271 amino acids. The record is from RefSeq and is a predicted model, not a curated record.